ACGCCAUAAAAGCGGAAGUGUAUUAUCCGAAUGGAACCGUGAGGAUCCGCCAUCAGCAGCCGGAGACCUGAAAACAACGGGAUUAAAUUAUAAACCCGGCUUUAAUUCGCUUCUGUCAUACUUUAUAUGCCGCCCGGAGCGUUUAUAGACGGAGUGUUAAGGAUUCCGUCGCGUCUUUACUGAGGUUUUGUGCUUGUAUUGAGUUUUGUGAGGGUAAAUCAUGGAGGUUUUGUGGAGCUCAGUGACGGAGGUGUCCUUAAGGAACAGCCCACAGCAGCUGAAACAGGAGGAAGGGCAGCAGGUUGGGAGCUGCUUUCAUUCAGGGGGAAAAAAGAUGAUUGUCUCAUGUGGAACAUUUCAUUUGUUCAAGUUUUCAUCAUCACAUGGUUUAUUUAACAGCAUGAUUUUACCUUCUGUUUAUUUCCACCUUCAUUUCUUCUUAGAUAUUGUGUGUGUGUGUGUGUGUGUCUGUCUGUCUGUUUGUCUGUCUGUCUUUGUGUGUAUAAUUACACACCAUCGGUGUUGUACAUAAAGUACACAUUUGGUAUGAACGUGUUGAGUUGGAACAGUUAUCCCAUCAUUCAGGAUCAGAAUCAGGUUUAUUUUCCAAGUGUGUUUACACACACAAGGCAUUUGGUUCCAGCUGUUUGUGACUCUCAAAAGUACAGCCAUAAAUAACACUAUAUACUAUACAAGACAAUACAGACAUAAAUAACACUAUACUAUACAAUAGACAUAAAUAACACUAUACAAUACAGACAUAAAUAACACUAUACUAUACAAUACAGACAUAAAUAACACUAUACUAUACAAUACAGACAUAAAUAACACUAUACAAUACAGACAUAAAUAACACUAUACUAUACAAUACAGACAUAAAUAACACUAUACUAUACAAUACACACAUAAAUAACACUAUACUAUACAAUACAGACAUAAAUAACACUAUACAAGACAAUACAGAUGUGAUACAGACAUGAGUAUUAAAUAUAAAUACAGAAUAUAUGACAGAUCAGUUAUGUACAUAAAGUGUGAAGUGCAAAUAACACUAUUGUGUAAUAUGGUGCUUUUUGUACAAUAUACAGCAGCAGUAGUGUGUGUAACGUACACAGAUGAUGUGAUGACUGACAGUUCUGAUAACGCAGUACUUAUAGAUAUGCAUUACUUAUAUUAUCCCAUCAUUCCCACAACCCUCACUUGUGAUGACAUGGAGUCUCUCACACUGAUGUCUUACUAUAGAAGCUACAAUGCAGGAAUUUCUACAAGCCUGUCGUUUGGAGCCGCACAACUCGUGAUUAGUGAAACGACGUCCUGGAGACCAGCAGACGUACUGUACGGACUGUGCAGUGGGUAUGAAAAUUCUACACACCCCUGUUAAAAAUGCAGGUUUUUUGUGAUCUGUAUUACUUUUAUUGUAAAAUCGUGUAGAUUACACAAUAAAUCGUAUAGAUUUAAAAGGGAAAAAAAUAAUAAUUUUAGGGGGAAAAAUAAAAAUUUACGCAGUCGUCCAAAAUGUAAACUUAACAGCAUUCAGUGUUUUUGGGUACAAGUUUUUUCUUGAAAAAACAUACCAACUUCAUCAAAUUAGCUGGACAUCUCCUGUGCAAAGCUUAUCGUCAGGCAUCCCACAGAUUUUGAUUGGAUUUAGAUCUGGACUCUGUUUGAUGAAGCCAUUCCUUUGAUUUGGAGGUUUGCUUGGAGUCGUCAUCUUCAUACUGUAAGGUAAAAUUCCUCUUCAUUAAACGUCUCCUUAGGCUUUAAAUUGGAAUUGACUGGUAUUGAGGUUUAAUUAUUUUCUCCACCUUGAUUAAAGCCCCAGUUCCAGCAAAAGAAAAGCAGCUCAACAAUGCUACCAUCACUAUUCUUUACUGUGGUCUAAUCAGACUUCAACACCUUAUUCCACAUAGGUUUUGUGCAUUAUUAUUAUUAUUAUUAUUAUUAUUAUUAUUAUAGGCUUUUUACAUUCUCAUGAUUUUUCUGGACUCAAAUUACGAGACGCGUCACUGUCGGGUCAUAUCCACUUGUUAUUCAGUUUCCCAUGGUGUCCAAAGUUUUGGACAUUUUUGUAACCCUCUCCUGAUAUUUUCCACAGUGAGGUCCUGUAGCUGCUUUGUAAGCUUAUGGUUUUUUCCAUCUGGAUGAUACCACUAAAGCCACUUCAAGCUGAAGAAAAGCAGCCUUAAUGCAUGAUGCUGCCAGUUCCAUUCUUUACUGUGGGAUUCUGUCCUUUUAUUGGUGUGAUGCGUUUUUAUGGACAAAAAGUCUAACCUUGGUUUCAUCAGACCAUAACACAUUAUUCCACAUGGUUUUGGGAGAUUGGAUUUACUUAUUUGCAAACUCUAGCCAGGAAUUUCAGGACUUUUUUCUGCCUACGAUGCAGCCCAUGUCCACGUUGAUGCAACACCUUGAAGACAGUUCUGGAGAGACACACAAACUCCAGGAAGAUGUGAACAGUUUGAUACUUGACAUUAAAACAGAACCAGAUCUAUUGGAUAUCGAAUCAUUUGUAUACAAUGAUGAGCGAGAAGAUUUACUGACCUCUAAAGACGGAUGGGAGUGCGACUCUGAACAGGGGGACGAGUUCACCAUCGAGCAGUGCGACGACGGACGCGGUACGUUAACUAUUAUUAAAAAGGAGCCUCUGGAAGAAGACUUGCUUUUGUGUGGUGAGCUUCCACCAAACUGUAAACCUGAAUCAAUAGAAAUUUCUAAUAGUGAAGAAGAAGAAGAAGAAUGUGACAUAUCGUUGGAGGGAAGUGUGGAGGUCAACAUGACAGGCGAGUGCUCCUACCUGCCCUCUGCUAAAGUCUUUAAGUCAUGCUCUGAAUGUGGAAAGGUGUUUUCUACCUCAUCCUCCUAUAACAGGCACAUGAGGAUACACAGGGGUGAACGGCCUUUCCAGUGCUUUCAGUGCAGUAAGACGUUCACCCAAUUCUCUUCAUUUAAAAUACAUCAGAGGAUACACACCGGAGAAAAGCCUUAUCACUGCUCCGAAUGUGGAAAAACUUUCAGCCGCUUAGACGCCCUUCACCUCCAUCAGAGAACUCAUACCGGAGAAAAGCCGUACCAGUGCGCUCACUGUCCCAAAACCUUCACUCGCCUACAUGUGCUUCAGAACCAUCAGAGGACGCAUACUGGCAUAAAGCCAUAUCAGUGCUCACACUGCGCUAAAACCUUUACACGCUUGUGCAGCUUUAAAAUACACACCAGAAGGCACACCGGAGAGAAACCUUACCUGUGUGGAACCUGCGGGAAACAGUUUGCGGACGCCUCAAACCUGAAGAACCACCAGAGGGUCCACACGAAAGAGCGGCCAUAUCAGUGCGCGCUGUGCAACAAGACCUUCAUUCAGCUGGGUCACCUGACAAGUCAUCGGAGAAAAACCCACAUUAUAGAGACAGUAACGGUCCUCUGACUGGGGGAAGACUUGCACCUUGUUAUCUGUAUGUCUUUACAGUAAGAAACACUUUCUUUACUAGGAGGUGAAAUGACUUACCUACACUUAUCAAUGCACUACAUACAUACGGCAUGAAUUAAUGACUGUUCAGUAGAUUAUAUGUGGUUAUAUACAUAUGCUUUAAUAUUCCUAUGGUAUUAUUUUUUUCUCUGCAGUUACUUUAUAUAAUCAACAUCUGACAUCAUGAGUUGUAUUCCUUUCUAUACAUUUAUCUAUAAUAUUUCUUAAUUUCUAUCUUUUUUAAUGACAUAUUGUGCAGUAAAAACAAACGUUGUGUAUUCUGUUUAAAUGCUUGCUUAAAUAAUGCAAUAAUCUUUUUGAUAUUUUUGCCAAAUCACUACACAGUUUGUUCCAAAUACAAUGAUACACAUAAGUGUGUAUAUUAGAUUUAAAAGUCCAAAUAUCUAAUAUAUGACAUUUGAAGCAACCUUGUACCUUGAGGAACAAAUCAUUUUUACCUGAUAGAUUGUACCGUUCUCACUGCUAUUUAAAUCUCUGUGGUCCAUUUCUUUCAUAACUGUUAUUGACAAUCUUUGCCAGAUCAUGAACCAUGAAUGACUGUAGUGUCAUUUUGUCAACUCAAAUGUUAUCUAGUAAAUACAUGCAUUUAUUUAUA
Molecule: messenger RNA, 4073 nt
Organism: Tachysurus vachellii
Lineage: Eukaryota; Metazoa; Chordata; Actinopteri; Siluriformes; Bagridae
Product: zinc finger protein 239-like
Exons: 3
Coding region: 2183-3415 (410 amino acids)
Biological process (GO): regulation of transcription by RNA polymerase II
Cellular component (GO): nucleus
Molecular function (GO): RNA polymerase II cis-regulatory region sequence-specific DNA binding; DNA-binding transcription factor activity, RNA polymerase II-specific
Source: RefSeq, a predicted model, not a curated record